Molecule: messenger RNA, 2052 nt
Organism: Pipistrellus nathusii (Nathusius's pipistrelle)
Lineage: Eukaryota; Metazoa; Chordata; Mammalia; Chiroptera; Vespertilionidae
Source: the annotation of a GenBank genome assembly
AUGCUGAAGAUGCUCUCAUUCAAGCUGCUGCUGCUGGCCGUGGCCCUGGGCUUCUUCGAAGGGGAUGCUAAGUUUGGGGAGAGAAGCGAGGCGGCGAGCGGCGUGCGGAGGAGAAGGUGCCUGAAUGGGAGCCCCCCGAAGCGCCUGAAGAGGAGGGACAGGAGGAUGAUGUCCCAGCAGGAGCUGCUGAGCGGGGGAGAGCUGCUGUGUGGGGGCUUCUACCCGCGGCUGUCCUGCUGCCUGCGGAGUGACAGCCCGGGGCUGGGGCGCCUGGAUCACAAGAUAUUUUCUGUGAACAACAACACCGAAUGUGGGAAGUUACUGGAGGAGAUCAGAUGUGCGCUUUGUUCUCCAUACGCUCAGAACCUGUUCCACUCACCUGAGAGGGAAGCCUUGGACAGAGACCUAGUCCUCCCCCUGCUCUGCAAAGACUAUUGCAAAGAAUUCUUUUAUACUUGCCGAGGCCACAUUCCAGGUUUCCUUCAAACUACUGCUGAAGAGUUUUGCUUUUAUUAUGCAAAAAAAGAUGGUGGAUUGUGCUUUCCAGAUUUUCCAAGAAAACAAAUCAGAGGACCAGCAUCUAACUACUUGGACCAGAUGGAAGAAUAUGACAAAGUGGAGGAGAUCAGCAGAAAGCACAAGCACAACUGCUUCUGCAUUCAGGAGGUUGUGAGUGGGCUGCGCCAGCCCGUCAGCGCCCUCCACAGCGGGGACGGCUCUCACCGGCUCUUCAUCCUGGAGAAGGAAGGCUAUGUGAAGAUACUCACCCCCGAAGGAGACAUUUUCAAGGAGCCUUAUUUGGACAUUCACAAACUUGUUCAAAGUGGAAUAAAGGGAGGAGAUGAAAGAGGACUGCUAAGCCUUGCAUUCCACCCCAAUUACAAGAAAAACGGAAAGCUGUAUGUGUCUUACACCACCAACCAAGAACGCUGGGCCAUGGGGCCGCAUGACCACAUUCUUCGGGUUGUGGAAUACACGGUGUCCAGGAAAAACCCCCACCAGGUGGACCUGAGGACCGCCAGGGUCUUUCUUGAAGUCGCAGAGCUGCACAGGAAGCACCUGGGGGGACAGCUGCUCUUCGGCCCCCACGGCCUGCUGUACAUCAUCCUCGGGGACGGGAUGAUCACGCUGGAUGAUAUGGAAGAGAUGGAUGGGUUAAGUGACUUCACAGGAUCUGUCCUCCGGCUGGACGUGGACACAGACAUGUGCAACGUGCCUUAUUCCAUCCCCAGGAGCAACCCGCACUUCAACAGCACCAACCAGCCCCCCGAAGUGUUUGCCCACGGCCUCCACGAUCCAGGCAGAUGUGCCGUGGAUCGACAUCCCACUGACAUCAACAUCAAUUUAACAAUACUGUGUUCAGACUCCAAUGGAAAGAACAGGUCAUCAGCCAGACUCCUACAGAUAAUAAAGGGGAAAGAUUAUGAAAGUGAGCCAUCACUUUUAGAACUCAAGCUAUUUAGCAGUGGUCCUCUGGUCGGCGGGUUUGUUUACCGAGGCUGCCAGUCGGAAAGGCUGUAUGGAAGCUACGUGUUUGGAGACCGUGAUGGGAAUUUCUUAACUCUUCAGCAAAGCCCCGUGACCAAGCAAUGGCAAGAAAAACCGCUCUGUCUCGGCAAUGGCGGUUCCUGUCGAGGCUACUUCUCAGGUCACAUAUUGGGAUUUGGAGAAGAUGAGUUAGGGGAAAUUUACAUUCUAUCAAGUAGCAAAAGUAUGACCCAGACUCACAAUGGAAAACUCUACAAAAUUAUAGAUCCCAAAAGACCUCUAGUGCCCGAGGAGUGCCGAGCAGUGGUCCAGCCAGCCCAGAUGCUGACUUCCGAAUGCUCCCGGCUCUGUCGGAACGGCUACUGCACCCCCACGGGGGUGUGCUGCUGCAGCCCAGGGUGGGAGGGCGACUUCUGCAGAAUCGCAAAAUGUGAGCCAGCCUGUCGGCAUGGAGGUGUCUGUGUUAGACCCAACAAGUGCCUCUGUAAAAAGGGAUACCUUGGUCCUCAGUGUGAACAAGUGGACAGAAGCAUCCGCAGAGUGACCAGGACAUCACCUAGAUGA